AGCCGCCACCGUGUUAUGGGCGUGCGCAACUGCCUCGACGGCAAUAAUAUGUCAGGACAACGCAAUAUCCCCCUUGAACUCGGGGAACAGCCCGAGCAACCACCUUUGGAGGCCCCAGGGGCAGCUGCCCCCGGUGCUGGGCCUGGCGCAGCCGAAGAGAUGGAGACCCCACCGCCUCACAGCGAGCCCGUCCCCGUCGAGAUUGAAGGUGAGGCCUGUGGACCCCCAGAAGUCUCCAGGCCCAAGUUCCAGGGCCUCAGCCAGGCCAUCAAGGAAGCCGGAGCCCAUGGAGGCUACAGCCCACCUCCUGAAGAAGCCAUGCCCUUCGAGGUCGAGCAGUCCAGCUUGGGAGGCUUCUGGCCUACCCUGGAGCACCCUGGAGACACCACUGGGGCCCAUGCAGGCCUUGAAGCCUUCAGCCCACCGAUCGUGGAGCCCGGAGCCUUCGGUGAGGCCAGGCCAAGCCUGGGAAGCUACAGCCCUCCUCCCGAAGAAGCUAUGCCCUUUGAGUUUGAGCAGCCUGCCCAGGGAGGCUGCAACCAACCUCUCUUGCAGGUCUCAGACCUCGCUCCAGGAGGCCCAGGUGCGGGGGUCUUCAGGGCUCCUCCCGAGGAGCCCCGAGCCCUCAGACCUGCAAACGCAGGCUUCAGAGGAGGAUGCAGCCCUCCCCCUGAGGAGGACAUGCCAUUUGAGUUUGAUGGAGCAGCCUUUGGGGACGACAGCCCACCCCCUGGGCUCCCCCGAGCUAUCCCACAAAUCGACGGCCUUGGCGGCAACCAGAUCGCGGCAGUCGCGGCCCCGAGUGCGGUCCUCCUCGCUCCCGCCGCGAACGAGCCCCCCCUCUGGGUCCCAGGCAUCAUCGGCAGCCCAUCUCGAGAGGCUGUCAGACCUCCUCCACACUUCGCGGGCGACAGCCCCCCGAUGGAGAUCUCCGGACCCCCGCGCGAGAUUGGCAGCGCCCCCGUUGGGGUCGACGACGCUCCCGUCAACGUGGACAGCCCCCCAAUCGCGCUUGACGGCCCGCCCAUCGAGGUCUCCCGAGCCCCAGUUAAGAGAGAGCAAGCAGAGGGAGAGAGACCCCCAGUUGAGGGAGAAGCAGCCGAGAUGGAAGGAGGCUCAGCCACCGCUGCCGCGGAGAGAGGCAAAGUCCCCGAUCCCGGAGACGGAGCCCCUGCCGCCGGAGCAGCGCCUGACGCUCCAGCCGCCGGGGCAGCCCGUGCCGCCCCUGAUGCUCCUGCCGCCCGGGCAGCUCCUGUCGCCCGGGCCGCUCCUGUCGCCCGGGCCGCCCCUGUCGCCCGGGCCACCCCUGUCGCCCGGACCGCUCCCGCCGCCUGGGCAACCCCAGCCUCUGGAGCGCGACCCAAGAUCAGUUUCCUCAGACCCCCCAGCCCCGAGAUCCAGGCUGCCGAUCCGCCUCCUCCGCGGCCUCCGCGCGCGUAUGCCUGGCGGGGCAGGUCUGAGCGCAGCUGCUACCGCGGCGACGACGACGACGACAUGUCGGCCAGCAGCGACAGCGGAGACGAAUCCGACGACGGGACCUUCGGAUGGCGCCGCUGGUUUCGGUCCAGGCGAAACCGCCGCCGCCGAAAGAGCCGGCGCAACUUGCUCCGCAACUUCCUCGUUCAGGCCUUCGGAGGCUGCUUCUGCCGAUCCGAGAGCCCCCAGGCCAGAGGCUCCCUCAGCCCCAAGGUCAAGAAGGUUGCCCUGGCGGAGAAGCGCAGACAGACCCGCAAGGAAAGCAUGGAGAAGCGCGCCCAGAAGCGCGCCGAGAAGAAACGCGGCAAGCUCAUCGACAGGCAGCUCCAGGACGAGAAGAUGGACUACAUGUGUACGCACCGCCUGCUGCUUCUAGGUGCUGGAGAAUCUGGUAAAAGCACCAUCGUGAAGCAAAUGAGGAUCCUGCAUGUUAAUGGGUUUAAUGGAGAGGGCGGCGAAGAGGACCCGCAGGCUGCAAGGAGCAACAGCGAUGGUAGUGAGAAGGCCACCAAAGUGCAGGACAUCAAAAACAACCUGAAAGAGGCCAUUGAAACCAUCGUGGCCGCCAUGAGCAACCUGGUGCCCCCCGUGGAGCUGGCCAACCCCGAGAACCAGUUCAGAGUGGACUACAUUCUGAGCGUGAUGAACGUGCCAGACUUUGAUUUCCCUCCCGAAUUCUACGAGCACGCCAAGGCUCUGUGGGAGGACGAGGGGGUGCGUGCCUGCUACGAGCGCUCCAACGAGUACCAGCUCAUUGACUGCGCGCAGUACUUCCUGGACAAGAUUGACGUCAUCAAGCAGGCUGACUAUGUGCCCAGCGACCAGGACCUGCUGCGCUGCCGCGUCCUGACUUCUGGAAUCUUUGAGACCAAGUUCCAGGUGGAUAAAGUCAACUUCCACAUGUUUGACGUGGGCGGCCAGCGUGAUGAACGCCGCAAAUGGAUCCAGUGCUUCAAUGAUGUGACUGCCAUCAUCUUUGUGGUUGCCAGCAGCAGCUACAACAUGGUCAUCCGGGAAGACAACCAGACCAACCGCCUGCAGGAGGCCCUGAACCUCUUCAAGAGCAUCUGGAACAACAGAUGGCUGCGCACCAUCUCUGUGAUUCUGUUCCUCAACAAGCAAGAUCUGCUCGCUGAGAAAGUCCUUGCUGGAAAAUCGAAGAUUGAGGACUACUUUCCAGAAUUUGCUCGCUACACUACUCCUGAGGAUGCGACUCCCGAGCCCGGAGAGGACCCACGCGUGACCCGGGCCAAGUACUUCAUUCGAGAUGAAUUUCUGAGAAUCAGCACUGCUAGUGGAGACGGGCGCCACUAUUGCUACCCUCACUUCACCUGCGCUGUGGACACAGAGAACAUUCGCCGUGUGUUCAACGACUGCCGUGACAUCAUCCAGCGCAUGCACCUCCGUCAGUAUGAGCUGCUCUAAGAAGGGAACUUCCAAAUUUAAUUAAGGCCUUAAGCACAAUUAAUUAAAAGUGAAACGUAAUUGUACACGCAGUUGAUCACCCACCAUAGGGCAUGAUUAACAAAGCAACCUUUCCUUUCCCUCAAGUGAUUUUGCGAAACCCCCUUUACCCUUCAGCUUGCUUAAAUAUUCCAAAUUUAGAAAGCUUAAGGCGGCCUACAGAAAAAGAUAAAGGAAAAAAAGGCCACAAACGUUCCCUCUCUCUUUAAGUAAGUAAAAUAACAGCAGCAAACAGAAAUAAAGAAAUAAAAGAAUAAAUGACAUAAAUGAAACAAAUGAAAUAAAUAUUGUGUUGUGCAGCAUUAAAAAAAAUCAAAAUAAAAAUUAAAUGUGAGCAAAG
This is a messenger RNA of Balaenoptera ricei (Rice's whale), 3280 nucleotides long. RefSeq names its product GNAS complex locus (gene GNAS). The record is from RefSeq and is a predicted model, not a curated record. Lineage: Eukaryota; Metazoa; Chordata; Mammalia; Artiodactyla; Balaenopteridae. Gene Ontology annotation, cellular component: heterotrimeric G-protein complex. Bases 16 to 2901 code for a protein of 961 amino acids. Gene Ontology annotation, biological process: sensory perception of chemical stimulus; adenylate cyclase-activating dopamine receptor signaling pathway. Gene Ontology annotation, molecular function: GTPase activity; G-protein beta/gamma-subunit complex binding; beta-2 adrenergic receptor binding. The transcript has 13 exons.